AUGGCUUCGCGGGGCCCCCGCUAUCAACCACACUAUAAUAUACCGCCGACCACUCCUUCGACUACCAAUCUUUUGUCUCCUCCUUCAGGAAUCCCACCACGGCAAGGGAUUCUUGAAUCUGGUCGUCAGGGUCGCGAUAUCACGAGCAUUUCCACAUUCGCUACCGGGAGCGCCGCCUCCGUAUCGGACAAGUUCUCCUUGUCUCCGGACCCAGCGACCUGGAAUGCCCCGCUUUCUACUGACUUCCCGGAGGACGAUGACAUUCUGCACAAUCCUGACCCGAAGCGAGAUUACCGAUGGGAGCAGGAUCGGGAUAUUUUUACCUGCAGAGGCCUCGUCAACCUGGGCUUCCUUGCUGUGCUGUUUGUCGGGAUUGUCACGCUCUUUGCGGGCUACCCAUUAAUCGUACAUUUUACCAAGCACAAACAGACGACUCAAGGAGGGUUCAACUUUGGCGGAAUCAACGCGACGGGCCAGGUACCCAACUUACCCGGGAGCCGCGGUCUCAUCGACGCUCACACCCCGGUGGAAGCUCACACCAAGGCCGACUAUGACUCCGGCAACCAAUGGCAGCUCAUCUUCAGCGACGAAUUCGAGGUUGAAGGACGCACUUUCUGGCCAGGGGACGACCCAUACUGGGAGGCCGUCGACCUGCACUACUGGCAGACGGGCAACCUCGAGUGGCUCGACCCGACUGCGAUCACGACGCGCAACGGCAGCCUGGAGAUCACGAUGUCCCAGAAGCCAAGGAACGGGCUGAACUACACCAGCGGGAUGAUGUCGACGUGGAACAAGUUCUGCUUCACGGGCGGUAUGAUUGAGGUGUCCGUCUCGCUGCCCGGGAUGAACAACGUCGCCGGCCUGUGGCCUGCGGUGUGGACAAUGGGCAACCUGGGCCGCGCGGGAUACGGCGCGAGCCUUGAAGGAAUGUGGCCAUAUUCCUAUGAUUCCUGUGACGUCGGGACUGCUCCUAAUCAGACCAAGAACGGCCUGCCUGUCGCCGCAACGGAGAAUGGUGAUCCCCAGAACGGCAACGUAUUGUCGUAUCUGCCCGGCCAACGUCUGUCGCGAUGCUCGUGCCCCGGGUCUUCGCAUCCGGGCCCCAUGCACUCGGACGGGACGUAUGUGGGUCGCUCAGCACCUGAGAUUGAUAUCUUUGAAGCACAGAUUUCGGGUACACCACCGACCGGCCAGGUGUCGCAGUCUGGACAGUGGGCCCCCUUCAACGCGGAAUAUGAGUGGCUGAACAAUUCAAAUACUCUAUUUAUCAAGAAUGACUCAAUCACGACGCUCAACUCGUAUCGUGGUGGUGUCUGGCAGCAGGCUACGUCUGCGACUACAGAGACAGACCAGACUGCGUAUCAGCUUACUGGCGGGCAAUUCUCCGUCUACGGAAUUCAAUAUCAGCCAGGCUUCGAUAACGCCUAUAUUAGUUGGAUAACGGGCGGCGAAGUUGCGUGGACUCUGCAACAAGCUGGUUUGGCAGCAGAUAGUCAGGUCGAAAUCAGCUCUCGACCGGUACCUCAGGAGCCAAUGUACCUCAUCAUGAACUUGGGUAUAUCGCCGCAAUUCGGCUUUGUCGACUUUGCGAACCUGGUGUUCCCAUCGGUCUUGAAACUUGACUACGUGCGCGUCUACCAAGACCCCAACAAUCUCAAUUGGGGCUGUGAUCCGCCGAAUUUCCCCACGCAGGCGUACAUUAAUACGUACAUGAAGGCGUACACAGACCCGAACCUCACCACCUGGCGAAACGACUUCGGGCAGCCAUUCCCGAAAAACAGUUUCCUGGAGACGUGCUGA
This is a messenger RNA of Postia placenta MAD-698-R-SB12, 1800 nucleotides long. RefSeq names its product glycoside hydrolase family 16 protein. Bases 1 to 1800 code for a protein of 599 amino acids. Lineage: Eukaryota; Fungi; Basidiomycota; Agaricomycetes; Polyporales; Adustoporiaceae. Gene Ontology annotation, molecular function: glucosidase activity. The record is from RefSeq and is a predicted model, not a curated record. Gene Ontology annotation, biological process: fungal-type cell wall organization; (1->6)-beta-D-glucan biosynthetic process. The transcript is spliced from 11 exons. Gene Ontology annotation, cellular component: plasma membrane; endoplasmic reticulum membrane.